GACUUGUAAAUAUUCCAACGGGGUAGCAUAAUUUAUCACGUCUGCGUUUUGACCGGGAGCCGUUUUCCGUCCGAAUCAUUAAAUGUACUUCUAUGGUUAUGAGUGCAUCUUAGAUUGUUCGUAAAUAAUAGCUUAUUACGCGCUAGCAGGUCGACGUGGUGCAUGGACUGUUACCUACAGACGCAUUACACACAAGUUUCAAUGCUGCCGCUUUCUGUCAACCUCGGGGAGAGGCUUUCGGAGAACAUCGUCCGCAGUGAAGGAUUUAUCAAAUGUAUUUGUCAAUAUUAAGACUGUUAGAUGUAUCAAGGAUAAACAAAUGGCUUCAAAACAUGUGCGUAACAGCCUCGAUGAUUUAAUUGUCAGCGGAAUAAACAAUGCUCCCCCGAUUGGCUCGAUUGAAUGGAUAGGUGUGGGAAUGGGAGCCACCUUAUGUUUCCAGAAAAACGAAAAGACAUUGGGACUGGAUCGAAUGUGGACUAAAUGUAUUUUAUCAGUUGGAAUGGUUUUGCUUUUAAUGCAGUCUGUCCUAGCUGCUGAUGAUGAAGGGCACUACAACGGGUCAUCAGGACAUGCAGCUCUGCCUCAGGACCCAGCUGUGCCCUCUAACCUCUCUGCCAGGGCAACGCCAGUGGAGGAUUGGCCCCUGGGCGCUCUAGCCGUGCCCACAGACCCAUCAGGGGCGACAGCAGAGAGCACCAGAGGGCAGCCAGGGUUCUCCCCUGUACUGACCCUGCUGGCUAGCUCAGACCAAGAGCCACAGGCCCCAGUGCAACCAUCAGUACUAGCUAAUGCCUCCUCAGCCUCCUCCUCAGCCAUCAACAAUGACAAUCAAACAGCAGGAACAACAGACCCUUUGUCGUUAGCCCCUGUAGCCAACAGCACCUCAAACASCAGCUCAGAGGAGACGGUCAGCAGUUUGCCUGCGAACCCAGAUUUACCAACAGUCCCAGUGUCCUCUCUGGCCACCCUGGGGGAGGGCGACUCCACCCUCCCAGACAAUGUGACUAGUCCUUUCUCCACUCACACAUGGAACACCACCACACCUGCAAGGGCUGACACCAACACCACUAUACCAUCCACCACAGCAGCCCACACCAACCCAACACCAGACACUGUGACCAAUGACAGUCUACAGCUCACGACUGUGACCACCACGACCAUCACACCCCUGACCGUGACCACCACACCUGUGACACCACAGACCACGACAGCUUUGACCACAGAGGCGGUUACAACCAUACCCGGGACCACUACGACCACACAGGAGGUGACCACCUUCCAAGAAACUACAUUGAUGACAACCACAACUGACCCACCCACCACGGCGACCACAACCACAAGUGCUCCCACUACAAGUACAACUACCACUGCACCGACCACCACUUUGACUGUCCCCACCACCACCACAGAAACCACCCCUGGACCAACCACAACUGAACCUCCUCCCAUCAGUGCUGAAGAGGAACGUCAACCAUGUAACAUCACUGAGAAGACCUGGGUCAAAACAGUGUUGUCUAUGCAGUUGAGGAGGAACAGGCUUGAUAUCAUUGUGAGGCAGAAUCUGUCUAAAGGACUCACCCAUGCUCUACAGAGGGCCUUCAAUGACACCAAUGUUUAUGUCCAGAUUGAACGGGAUCUCUGCAGCCCUCAUAAUGUCACCCUUGGGUACUAUGUAGCCAGUGGGAAAACGGUCUACAUAGCAUCUGUGGUGGUGGAGACAGUGAAGGCUUAUGGUUUUGACAAAGUGCUAGCAGACAUCCGGCAGCACAGUCCUCUGGUGAUGGCUGUUUUGCUCCCUGUGGCCCCCUGGGCCCCUAGCCUCAGUGUCCAUCUGCAGCUCAAAACAGUUCUCAGGUUCGUAGGUCCAACGGACAGCGUCAACUCCUGCAGUUUUGUUCAGAUGAUGGAACAACGGCUGGAGAAUGCGUUUGAGGAAGCUCAGGACAAAGUGCUGGAAUCUUACAGCGGCCUUUCUGUUGAGAUCCAGAGCACCUCCCAAGCGAUUGGCUCUCCUGCCGUAUCUCUGGUCUAUGUGGUCAAGAACCAGGACGCGAUCCUGAAUGGAACUGUCUCCAGCGGUCUCCUGAAUCAGCUGACCGCAGCGCUGGUGGGCUACUUCCUCUUCUUCCCGCCCCUCGUCAUUGCUGAGCCACUAGAGUACCACAACCUCAAUACAUCCACUGCCACCAAGCACUACUGGGUGAUCACAGUAAUUCAGGAUGUUGACAGCUCAUCUCUGGAGAGGAAUUAUCAGAGCUUUGCUAGUUUAAUGGAGCAGCGGCUGGCUGAGCUGUUUUUGGUGMCUGGGCGUCAGGGGAGRCAGGGGAGCCGCUUUAGAAGGGCRACCACRGURGGGKMCUACACRGUCCAGAUGAAUUGUUUUAUGUAA
Molecule: messenger RNA, 2392 nt
Organism: Salvelinus sp. IW2-2015
Lineage: Eukaryota; Metazoa; Chordata; Actinopteri; Salmoniformes; Salmonidae
Source: RefSeq, a predicted model, not a curated record